Gadus macrocephalus (Pacific cod) is the source of this 1788-nucleotide messenger RNA. RefSeq lists its product as uncharacterized. The record is from RefSeq and is a predicted model, not a curated record. The coding region runs from base 301 to 1455 and encodes 384 amino acids. Lineage: Eukaryota; Metazoa; Chordata; Actinopteri; Gadiformes; Gadidae. Gene Ontology annotation, molecular function: nucleic acid binding. Gene Ontology annotation, biological process: DNA integration. The transcript has 6 exons.
AUUUCUAAAUACUUUACUUUGCUCUUCUAUUUCCAGGAUGUCCUUCAGGAGGAGUUACUUGCACGGCUACAGUCAAGACUCCAGCAAGCACUUUCCAGGCAGCCUCUUGAUUUGGACUUCCUAGAGUUUGUCUGCUGCAACGAAUUAGUUUUAUUUCAAUCUUUUGCUGAUCAGAUCCACAUAGACAAUGAUAUUUUGCAGCAGUUAAACUAUUUGUUAGAGCUGGUCCAUGCGGCAAUUGUGAACAGUCCAACUGAAUCACAUUUUGACACAGCUGUGGGUUUGAGGGGAAAACCCAGAAUGAUAAUCCAGAAAGAUCAGCUGCAACAUUUGUUAGACUCACAAUUCUCUGUACCAUGCAUAGCUCAGUUAUUAGGUGUAUCACCAAGAACUAUUUUUCGAAGGAUGGCAGAGUAUGGGCUGAGCGUGAGAGGAUUCUACAGCACCAUGACUGACGCAGAGCUCGAUAAUAUGGUCAGAGCUAUUAAAACACAGAUGCCCAAUGCAGGGUACAGGAGUGUAAAGGGACAGCUCAUGGCAAUGGGUAGCCGUGUUCAAUGGGAGAGGAUUACAGACUCCAUGCAUCGUCUCGAUGCAGCUGGAAUCCUGUCCCGACUUGCGAGGCUUGGCUGCACUGUACGAAGAUCAUACUCAGUACGAGGUCCCCUUGCAUUGGUGCACAUUGACACAAACCAUAAACUCAUCAGGUACAACCUGGUCAUAUUUGGUGGAGUUGAUGGAUUUUCCAGAAAGGUCCUGUACUUGGAUGCAGCAACCAACAACCGUGCCAAUACAGCAUUCUCCGUUUUCCUUGAGGCCACUCGGUUACAUGGUGUUCCAUCAAGGGUUCGUGGAGAUCAAGGCGUUGAAAAUGUGGACAUUGCCCAUUUCAUGUUCGAGAGACGUGGAACCGGUCGAGCUAGCUUUAUCUCGGGAAAGAGUGUACACAAUCAAAGGAUUGAACGGAUGUGGCGAGAUGUGUGGAUGGCUGUGACUUGCAUCUUUUAUGAUGUGCUUCACACGCUCGAGGAAGAUGGUGUUUUGGACAUAGCAAACAUAAUGCACCUUUUCUGCGUGCAUUAUGUCUUCCUGCCUCGCCUUCGAUCAGCACUACAGGUCUUUGUAGCUGGCUGGAAUCACCAUCCCCUCAGAACGGAGAGAAACCACACCCCAGAGCAGCUGUGGCAGAUGGGACACCUCAACACUCCACAGGACAGUGAAGAUCUUGAGGACCUGCAAAAUCGAGAACUGGACAGGGAGGGUUCCCUGAUGACCCCAGAGGCCACUGUCGGAGGAGUUCAGGUCCCGGAAUUUCAACCGCCUCUGCCUGCUGAAGAUCUGGCAGUACUUCAGUCGGCAAUCAACCCUUUAAUUGAUUCAGAUUCAAAUGGUUAUGACCUUUAUAUACAGGUGUUAGAAUUUGUUAAACACACGCUUCAACACCCCAUUGAUUAGGUAGUUCUGGGUCCAACUAACACAGAGAACUCAAGCCUGCAUCACACCAGGUCGUUUUUUUUGUUGCUAUUAUUUAUAGAUAUAAGUGGGAGGUGAUCUCCAUUGUGCAAUUACUUGCUGGAAUUCGUCAACUUUUUCAAACAGAACAGCAGGGAUUCUUGUAUUGUGGAAUAAAAUGCUGAACUCAAAAAGCCCACCGCAAUGCAUUUCCUUUUUACAGCAUAUUGAAACGCAAGAAAAGAUCCAACACACUAAUUGGCUAUUCACAUUGAACAAUGUGGAUUCAAAGCAAAACAAUCUGAAAUAGUUAAGUUUAAAGAAAUUCGCUUUAGA